Molecule: messenger RNA, 210 nt
Organism: Penicillium manginii
Lineage: Eukaryota; Fungi; Ascomycota; Eurotiomycetes; Eurotiales; Aspergillaceae
Exons: 2
Coding region: 1-210 (69 amino acids)
Source: RefSeq, a predicted model, not a curated record
AUGACCUUAUAUGGUGUCGGAGCACAUUGUUCUAUGACGGUGUUGCAUAUCUUGAAGGUCUCCCAGGGCAGUCUGCUUAUCAAUGCAAACAAUGCAAACAGUAACUUUGAACGGCAAAAAAACUUCCUCCGCCCGCGACCAAAAAAAUUAUCGUUCGGCACGAGCAUAACCAGCUCGCACCUCAACCACUACCCCAUUUAUUUUCAGUGA